This is a messenger RNA of Cannabis sativa, 2428 nucleotides long. Its product is annotated as flap endonuclease GEN-like 1. The transcript is spliced from 8 exons. The record is from RefSeq and is a predicted model, not a curated record. Gene Ontology annotation, molecular function: 5'-flap endonuclease activity. Lineage: Eukaryota; Viridiplantae; Streptophyta; Magnoliopsida; Rosales; Cannabaceae. The coding region runs from base 296 to 2113 and encodes 605 amino acids. Gene Ontology annotation, biological process: pollen development.
ACGGGCCGAAGAAAACGUCUGUCCAAUUCUCUCGGUAAUGUUUACAACGGUCGAAAGACUAAACGACGUCGUAAGUUUCCUAUUUUGGUAGGAAAAUUUCUUGCUCAGACAAAACAACCAGGCCAGGCCAACUCUUUUCAUAAACCUCAAACUCUUUCUCUUCUUCUUCGUUCUGCCAUGGAUGCUUUCGAUUUUUGAUUUUGAAAUCCCCUUUGUAGUUUCCUUUUCUUUCCCUUUUUCUUUAUCUAAGUCUCUCUAAUUAUUUGUUCAACUUUCUUUUCGAAACCUAAAAGCAAUGGGCGUUGGAGGCAAAUUCUGGGAUUUGCUUAAACCUUAUGUCCGAAACGAAGCCUUCGACUUUUUGAGGAACAAGCGCGUCGCUGUUGACCUCUCCUUCUGGAUCGUUCAGCACGAGACCGCAAUUAAGGACAGUGUGCGAAACCCACACCUCAGGCUCACUUUCUUCCGUACUAUCAACCUCUUUUCUAAGUUUGGAGCAUUCCCGGUCUUUGUAAUUGAUGGAACUCCAUCUCCGUUGAAAUCGAAAACCAGAAUUGCAAGGUUCUAUCGUUCUUCUGGAAUUGAGUCGUCGAGCCUGCCUGUGCCUGAAGAUGGUGUUUCGUUUGAGAGGAAUCGGGCAUUUACGAAGUGCAUUCAAGAGUGUGUGGAACUACUUGAGCUCUUGGGGAUGCCUAUUCUUAAAGCAAAUGGAGAAGCUGAAGCACUGUGUGCCCAGUUAAAUGCUGAAGGACAUGUAGAUGCUUGCAUCACGUCUGAUAGUGAUUCAUUUCUCUUUGGGGCUAAGUGUGUUAUAAAAUCCAUUAAACCAAACACUAAAGAACCAUUUGAAUGUUACUAUAUGUCAGAUAUUGAAGCUGGUCUUGGUUUAAAGAGGAACCAUUUGAUAGCAAUCUCUCUACUAGUUGGGAAUGACCAUGAUAUAAAUGGAGUGCAAGGCAUUGGGCUUGAGACGGCUCUUCGCUUUGUCCGAAAUUUUAGUGAAGAUGAUAUAUUGAAUAGAUUACAUGAAAUUGGCAACAAGGUUACACCUCCGUUUCAGUAUAAUAUUAAACCUGUCGAUGAUUUUACAUCCAAUCCGGAAGCAAGCUCACAGAAGGCAAAGUCUACUCAUUGUUCUUUCUGUGGGCAUCCGGGUAGCAAACAAUCUCAUGUUGAGAAGUCAUGUGAAUAUUGCUCUGCUCCUGAUGGGGGCUGCAAGAAAAAACCUGAAGGGUUUAAAUGUGAUUGUCUUUCAUGUCAUGAGGAUCGGGAGGAAAAGGAGCGGAAGAAGCAAGAAUAUUGGUUAUCAAAAGUUUGCUCCAAGAUUGCUGUGGAACCUAACUUCCCUAAUGACGAACUCAUUCGUAUUUAUACGUGUGAUAGCCAUGGUUCUUUCACAGGAAAGAAUGACCAAUGUUUAACGUGGGAAAGUCCUAAAUUUGAAUUGCUGAUUGAUUUCUUAGUAUUUCAUCAACACUGGAUUCCAUCGUAUGUUCGUCAAAUGUUAUUUCCCAUGCUGUCCACCAUAUUCUUGAGAGAAACAGCCAACCAUUCAAUCAAAAGUUUAUUGUAUGGGCAGUUUGACUUUGACUCUGUGGAUCGUGUGAAGAUAAGACAAGGGCAUAAAUUUUAUGUUGUCAAGUGGAGAAAAGAUGUAUCCCUUAUGUGUAGUGCUACACCGAGUUCCGAAGAAGCUAAUAGUGAUAUUAUGGGUGUUGAUGAAUCUAUUAGUUUACUAGAUGAGUUAGAUGCACCAAUGAUUCGUAAUGAUGGGGGGUGUCAGUUUUUGUUGACGGACGAAAAUAUGGAACUUGUUCAUGCUGCUUUCCCAGAGGAAGUAAACAGGUUUUUGAGAGGAAAGGAACUGAAAGAAUCAAAAAGAAAGAAGAGUGCGGGAGCUGAUGAAUUGAUAUUGGAGACACCAAAGCCUAGGGAUGUCCAGCUAAAUAUUACUGAGUUCUACCGUUCAACCAAAGUCCAAUUACAAGCCGGGGACGAAGAAGGUUCAGCGAAGGAUUAUGAUAGUCAGAGUGACGGUAAUUCAAAGGGAAGAAGAAGAAUGCGAAAUCCCAACUUGUCUAAGUCUGUAAGACGUAGACUUUUGUUUGACUAAGGUUACUUUUUCUUCUUUGUUGCCAUUUUGGUUCCAUAUUUUCUUCUACCCGUUGAAGGUGUAAAUGAUUUGGAUGGAAUAGCACUAUGACGAGGAGGCUUAUGUUGGCUGGUGUAAAUUAUGGUAAACUUAGAUGUUAGGCAAUAGGCGUAUAAAUUUAGGAUUCAGUUUAGUGCAUUACAAACAAGCUUUUAAGUUAUGCUCUGUUUUUCCCAAUGUAUGUAAAGGAAGCUAAAAUAGUAUUAGUUUCCUAGUUUAUAUUCUCUAUAUACGUAUAUAUAUUUAUGAUUGGAAUGGAAUGCUUUAUCUAUGAUA